AUGUUUUUCUGCAUGAGAAUAGCCCUACAGAGCCAAAGGGCACGGGAAAAUGCGACAUACCACGCCAGGAACAAGCUACCAAAAGAAGUUAAAUCUCGAGUGGAUGAAGUCUUAUACAUGGCCACUUUAGGUGGUGCACAUGCAAUCCACCGGGAAAAGGAGAUUGGAAGCCUGGAAGUUGGUAAACUGGCAGAUAUCGUCUUGAUCCGAACAGAUUCUCCCUCCAUGGUCUCGUCGGUCAAUUACGGUCCCGCCAUGGUUAUGCAUUGCCACCCAACGGAUGUGAGUACUGUGAUGAUCAAUGGGGAAAUUGUAAAGCGAGACGGCAAAUUGCUCAGGGUGGACUGGGAUAAACUUGUUGGGAAAUUGAAAGAGAAUCGACAGGUAUUGGAAGCACGAUGGGCUGAUGUGGACUGGGAUGUAACUAAGAGUGAACUUACGAAGCUUUGGCAUAUGGGCGAGGUCUUGGAAGAUUAG
Trichoderma harzianum CBS 226.95 is the source of this 477-nucleotide messenger RNA. RefSeq lists its product as hypothetical. Gene Ontology annotation, molecular function: hydrolase activity, acting on carbon-nitrogen (but not peptide) bonds. The coding region runs from base 1 to 477 and encodes 158 amino acids. NCBI's taxonomy places the organism in Eukaryota, Fungi, Ascomycota, Sordariomycetes, Hypocreales, Hypocreaceae. The record is from RefSeq and is a predicted model, not a curated record. The transcript has a single exon.